Molecule: messenger RNA, 10093 nt
Organism: Podarcis lilfordi (Lilford's wall lizard)
Lineage: Eukaryota; Metazoa; Chordata; Lepidosauria; Squamata; Lacertidae
Source: the annotation of a GenBank genome assembly
CUCUGUGACUUCCGGCCGAGCGGAAGCGCGUCCUCUUUCCCGUGGCGGACCCGAGGCGAGCUGUGCCGGCGCCAUGAAGGUAGGUGUUGUGGGGCGCGGAGGGGGCGCAAACCGCCUCCACCCCCGGGAAAUAGAGGCCUCGGCAGGUCGAGGGGCCCCGGCGGGAGGCGGCGGGGCAGGCGGCCGGCAAGGGAGCGCGGCCCCGUCGGCGGAUGGAGGCUGAUGCGGGGAAGCGGCGCGGCGGCCCUGGCCUCCCUUCCCCGCUUCGGAGAGGAGCUCUCGCGCGGUGUGUCAUCUCGCGGGAAUUACUGUUAACCCUUCAGACCCCCCCACCCUGUGCGUCUUGAGCGCUUAGCAGUGGUGGUCAAGCUUGGCCCUCAAGUGGUUUUGGGACUACAAGUCCCAUCAUCCCUAACCAAAGAUCCUGUUAGCUAGGGAUGGUGGGAGUUUGGCCGCCACUGGUAAAGGAGGCAGCGUUUAUCGUCCUCGUGGAGCAGUGGUUCUCAUCCUGUGGGUCCCCAGAUGUUGGACUACAACUCCCAUCAUCCCUGAGCUCUGGCCUUGCUGGCUAAGGGUGAUGGGAGUUGUAGUCCAAAAACAGCUGAAGGGCUAAGGUUGGCCAUGCCUGAUCUAGAGCAGUGGUGGCCAAGCUUGGCCCUCCAGCAGUUUUGGGACUACAAUUCCUAUCAUCCCUAGCUAACAGGACCAGUGGUCAGGGAUGAUGGGAAUUGUAGUCCCAAAACUGCUGGAGGUCCAAGUUUGGCCGUCACUGGUAAAGGAGGAAGCGUUUCUAGUCCUUGUGGAGGACGACGGGGCUCAAUGCCACCCUGGGGAACCCCUUGAGCCCCUUUGCAAACCCGAGUGUGGCUUCUUCUCUCCUCCCUGCAGCUGAACAUCUCCUUCCCAGCCACCGGCUGCCAGAAACUCAUCGAAGUUGACGAUGAGCGCAAGCUGCGCACCUUCUACGAGAAGCGCAUGACCACGGAAGUCUCCGCGGAUGCUCUUGGCGAGGAGUGGAAGGUGAGGCUGGCUUCACAAGGCUUGUUGCAUGUGUGCAAAAUGGGGCUGAGAAAGCAGCGGCGGUGAGAAAAUUUAGGGUCUGUGGGUUGCCAUUUUGGUUCUUGCCAAAUGCCAGGUUCUGUGUGCUGCUGUGCUCGGAGUCUGCCUGCAGGUUCCCCUGGCCGCUGUGGGAAUAGAGUGCUGCUGAGCCAGGUGGUCGUCUGGCCUGAUCCAGGAAGGCUGCUCUUAGGUUCUUAUUGGGCUUCAAGGCAGGGUAGACAAAAGCUCUUGGCAUUUCUAAUUCAGGCGGUGGCUAAGGCCAGUCAGUAAAGAAAGGGGCAUUUAAAAGGGUCAGGGGGCUGGAAUAACUCCCCCACCGGGAAAAGUCACAAUGGUUGGAGCAUUUCCAUUUGAGUGGGUGGUUGGUAAGGUUGCCACCUUUGUUCUGGCAAAAUACAGGACAGGGUGGGAGUUGGGAGGGUGAUUUUUUUUAAAAAAAUCAGGUGCUGAAGUGACUUCCGAUCAAUCCAUUGCAAUCUAUUGCAGCCUAACAGGAUGGGCCCCCUAGAAUCUGUUGCCCAAAGACAUACACAUGAAUUUGUAAAAGUGUGCUGGGCUACCCAGAGCUGAAAUACAUACCCUUUCAAACACAUGCAGUUGGAGAGGAUCCCUAAUUUGGCAGAGAGAGGGGACCUGAAAUACAGGACAAAACUCUCAAUACAGGAUGUAGCCUGCGUUAUACAGGACAGGUGACAACCUUAUUGUCUGGUGUCUUGUCCAGAGGCCCUCAUGGAUUCAUAUUAAAUGAGAACUCUGGGAGUUACAAAGUUACACUUUGGGCCCAUCUAAUUAUUCCUGAGAGGCUGUUUCAGUAGUUGGGGAUAAAUUGUUCCUAGGCUACCUUCAGAUCUCAGGGAUUGAACCUGGGAGCCUUUGAAUGAAUGCAAAGCUACUACUACCACUGAAGGCAUGGGCCUUACCCAAAAGGAUUUGGGUGCAUGGUUGUGACUGCAUCUGUGUUUACCCAUCAGUCUGAGAAAGCGUGAGCUCAGAGUUUAGUGGUGGCAUUGCUACUCCUGUCCACAGAUCUCUGCAUGCAGUAGCAAACUCCUUGCGCGCAGCUGCAUGCAAAAACCUGCAUUCUCACCUGUGUGUUGGUGGUGAGUUGGAAGGGAGUCUGGAAAAUACUUAAGUUAGCAAAGCGAUGGUGGGUUGGAGUUCAGAACACUACCAGGGAAAGUGGCUUAGGGAGAGGUGUGGUGAUGUGAUACAGCAUGAAAAUUGUCAGCAAAUGCACUUAAUGAGUCUGACUUUGAGAGUAAACUCACUUCUGCUCAAGUGUGCUAACUUAAUUGACUUCUGCGGAGCAGGGAAUCCAACAGCAAUUUUCCUUUAUGCAUAGCAAUCUUAGUAUUGAAGCAUCUGUGGGGAGCAUGUGUACACCCAUUUGCCCCAAAAAUUGGGAGGUUAUGUUAGUGGGAUUCAAUUUUAGUGGAAAUCAAACAGAUCAAAACAGCGUCUAUUUUGUUAACACCCUUGUGUUUGUAGGCUUCAUGUCCAUGUAUUAGAAAUGGAAUUAAGAAAUGUAUUAGAAAUGUAUUAAUGUAUUAGAAAUGAUUAAAUGCCUGGGCAGGACACGAUGCACUGGGAGAUUGUCACAUGUUGGCCCUUAUAGGGAAGACAUUCCAUGUGAAAACAGUAGACUGCGCAUCAUAAAUAAAGUGAAUUUGCUUUAAAUCGCUAGACUUGGCAUUUCCUCUAUAUUCAAGACAGAUUCCACAAUAUUGCUAAGGAAGCAUGAUCAAUAGGCAUAAUAUGGUAGCAUUGUAGACGUUCUGGAGCAUGGUUACAAUAUUGGUCAAGCCAGGCAAUCUCAGCAGGUCUAGUUGUUGAUGCUCAAAAUGAAGAAAGGCAAUGUUCUUUCUGCCAGUGCAAUUGAGUUUAUAUUUAGCGGCAUCUGUUACCUGUAUACGGAGAGAAGAAUGAGAAAUUGAACUAACGCUCUUAAAUUGUUCCCCCUUGAGAGAAAGGUCUAAGCUCUUUGUCUUUGUUUCGUCUUUGUUUCAGGGAUACGUUGUCCGCAUCAGUGGUGGCAAUGACAAGCAAGGCUUCCCCAUGAAGCAGGGGGUCCUGACUCACGGACGUGUCCGCCUGCUUCUCAGCAAGGGCCACUCAUGUUACCGCCCUAGAAGGACUGGAGAAAGGAAGCGCAAAUCUGUUCGGGGUUGCAUUGUUGAUGCCAAUUUAAGCGUUUUGAAUUUGGUCAUUGUAAAGAAAGGUAAGGGUUCCCCCCCCACACACACAUAGUAAUGACCAGCAAAUAGGGCUGUACAUUGCAGGCUCAAAAACUCCUGCCCUACCAGCAGGAAUUUACACAGGGGUUACAUUCUGAGGCACUGUAUGCAUCGGUGAAAUCACAUAUAAUUGAAACCCGUCGAAAAAGCCUGCAAAAACCCCGUCCCACCCUUUUAGUGAAGUCUUUAUGAUGUUUCUGAGUCACUUCCAGAUUCAGCAUGUAUACACGGUCACACACAUAAACGGGGCUGCCUGUACUGUGCCCUGCCCUUUAAGGGGCUAUCCUGGGUUUAUCUAGGAAUCUGGAUCUGUUUUUACUGUUGUUGUUUUAUGUAGGACAAGUGUUGCAUUUUACAGGUCCUUGCCUGAGGAGCAUACAAUCUAAAUUUUUUAACAUAGGGCUCGGCUAUACAGCUACAAAUAAAAUGUUUUAAGUGACACUUGAUGGUGAUGGCGAGCCUUUUGGAAAAUGCAAUGUAUUUAAAAAAAACUUUUUAAAAAAACAUUUUCGAACGGCUUUCAGAAGUGUGUAGAUUCUACCAUAGUGAAGAUAGCAAAGGGAAAAGUGGCAGAUAAUUUUGCUCUGGACUGUGAACUGCUAAGGGUCAGGCGUAUUACAUUUCCAACAGAUUUAUAGCUUUGAUGGCAAAGUGUGUCCAAAAAGCUCACUUUUGCACUUAUCCUGGAGCAAGGUCUACAGCUCCUAGGUUGUGACCAGCAACAUUUAUCCCCAGCUCCGUCUAGGUUUCAAAUGUGCCUUCAUUGCCUGAUUCAUCUGUGCCUAACUUUAAGGUUGCCACCAAUAAUACUUUUUUCUGAAAUUGCUCUUGGUAGCUGUUUAGCAGCUGUAAUCGGUGUAGCAGCCUUUCUGAACAAGCACCAGGAAUAAAAAUUCAGGCUUGAUUACCCUCUGAGCAGAAUUCAAGGUGUCCUAUGUGUUUCAGAACUAUCUUUGAAUCUCUGAUUACACUACUAGAUGUUGGGGUUUUAGGAAAUACUCAGCUUUUAGCGAAUUAAGAUGGUUGUUCUCAGAUCCUGGGUCUGAAUGGAAAUUUUUGAUGUUGCUGCUACCAGUGAAUUAAGGGAGGGAAACUAGGCAGUAGGAAAUUCUAUACAUAGUAUUGCCUGUUCUAGAGAGCAGAAGUUAAUGAGGACUGGGUGGCUCAAGUUUUCGCAUGCAUUAUCUUGAGAUACUUGAAUUUGAAAGGGAUAGGAGGCCAGAGUUUCAGGUGUGCGGGGCAGGGAGCUCGGCUUCUGAGUCUAGCUCUUGCUAAGAAUAAUCUUUCUGGUCUGGCAACUACAGGUGAGAAAGAUAUUCCUGGACUGACUGACACCACUGUGCCUCGCCGACUUGGUCCCAAGAGGGCUAGCAGGAUCCGAAAGCUGUUCAACCUCUCCAAAGAAGAUGACGUCCGUCAGUAUGUUGUGAGAAAGCCAUUGAACAAGGAAGGUAAGAGGAAAGAAGAUAACAUUUUGGUUACCGUACUUUUCUGUCUAUAAGACGCCCCCAUGUAUAAGACUUAGUUUUAUACAUGAGGGGCUUAGUUUUCAGAAAAUGAGGGGAGAUGGCCCAAAGUUGUUGAGCUUCUCCCCCCAUGCAGCUGCGGGUAGGAAACACUCCCUAGAUUGUUUCCCACACACAGCGGCAUCGGGGGAAUUUGCGCUCCAGCCAACCGGCUGGCAGUUGGGCGCGCCGCUUCCCCCCCAUGCCACUAUCUGUGUAUUGGAUGACCCCAGUUUUUUGACACAAUUUUUGAGUCAAAAAACCUCGUCUAAUACAUGGAAACAUACGGUAUUUUUGAUGCAACGGGUCUACCAGGUAAAACUAGUGAUUGGCUGUGUAUUCAGGUGCUAUAGUGUCAUUCCUGUCGGACUUGGAAUUAUCACAGAAAUGUAACCAGGCAGGGUGGGGGGAAUUGGAACUAGGUGGGCAUUUACCAAUCUGCUUAGCUUUCAGACUGCUGUCCAGUCAACAGGCCAUUUCAGCCACAGUGUUUUGAUACUGGUAUAUGGCGACUCCACCAGCUGCCCAUUUAGAGCAUAUUAGAACAAGUUCUACAUGUGGCUCAACAUACAUGUGUAAAUCUACUCAUUAGGGGGAUGCUGGCCCGGCCCAGGAGAUGUCCUUUCUCCCUCCUUGGUAGCGUGGAGGAACUCUACGUGCAUACAUUAAUUUGCAUGCAGAUUGCUUGCACAUGCCUGUCAAAUGUGUCUGUGAAGGGGGCAGUCUUGCCCAUAUGUUCCAUCCAUCCCACAUUGUUUUCAGAUGUGUUGGGACAUCUGAACCCCGCCACCCCUUUGAGCUUCUAGGGUGGGUGGGAUUAGUAAAACGGGUUGUGCGUUGCCCAGUACAUUCCCUGUGGCAUAAGUUAUAGGUAUUUUAUCACAGUGCAGAUGGAAAUGUGUGUUCUUGAGGGCAGGUGCAAACUGAUUACAGCUUUUCCUUGCACAUUACCAGUUACCAGGGCAGAAUAAAUGCAGAAUGUCUUCUUCAAGUCUGUAGCCUUAUACGUGCUGGGCAAGUUUUGUUCCAAUGGUAGAGAAAUGAGCUGAACCGCAAUCGUAGAUUCUUUGCUCUGGACUUGACAACAGCUGCCCUGUUGAUUGUGCUCGUGUCUGUUCUUAGGCAAGAAGCCCAGGACCAAAGCACCCAAGAUUCAGCGCUUGGUGACUCCCAGGGUCCUGCAACACAAGCGCAGGCGUAUUGCUCUGAAGAAGCAGCGUACCCAAAAGAACAAGGACGAAGCUGCAGAAUAUGCCAAGCUUCUGGCUAAAAGAAUGAAGGUAUACUUAGUUCUGUGCAGCUUCUGGCUUAUCUGGAUUCUGAGUCCACCCCAUCCUCAAGGCACAUUCGGCAUUUAUUUUUGAUUACACCCAUUAAGCACAAUAUGUUAAUUACUGGCUGAUUUAAACCAGGGGUGAGAAACUUCUUUCAGCCCAUGCAUGGAUUCCUUUCUGGGCACCCUUGCAGCAGCCACAUCUCAGUGGUGGGCAGGGUCAGAGGCCAAGGUGGAAGGAUGAUAAUGCCUCCCCCCUUCUUACCUGGAUGGGAGGAUAGAGGGUUUGUGUCUGCUUGUAAGAAACUAGCUUUCUUGUAUGUGAGACGGAUGCCAGCCUACAGAAAGCUAUCUUCUUACAAAUGCACCCACCCUCUAACCCUUCAUCCAGGUAAGCAAGGGGGCAUUAUCAGAGUUAAGGCGAACACAUUCACAAAGGGUGAAAAGCAGGGCCAGUAUUGGCCAGGGAAGGGAGUCUCUUCUUUGGACAGUCCAGGGGCCAAAUGGGAGAGGUGGAGAAUCACAGAGCCUGAGGUUCCCCACCCCUACAUUUUGAACAGUCCACUACCUAGCAGAAUGAUAUUGGCAUAGUUGGUAACUGACCUCUGUCUUGGAAGAUGCACAGGUGAGAACUGUGGUAACAGAUGGAGGCGUAUGAAGCAUCAUUUAUAGAACAGAAUAGCCUUCAGGCCUUUGGACACCAUGGUUAGUAAUGUGUGAGGGGCUCCUGUAGGGGAUGAAGGCAGUUGCUUUUUGUGACUUCCCCCUUUCCCAUUGGCAACCCUAUGAAGGAAGGACCCUCCUCCACAUGUUGAGGCUCCCUGAUGUUGGAAAACAGUUGCCCUCCAACUUGUGGAGGAUGAUGGGAUGUGGGGCUAGCAUUUCUGUUCCCAUGCCCCAUGUGAGAAUGUCUGAAAAGGACUUUACAGAAUGCAGCUGUGUCUUUUUGUCGCAGAAACACUGUUUUGUACUGAUAUGUGGUACCUUCUCCCCUCUUUUUUUUUUUUUUAAGGAGGCAAAGGAAAAACGGCAAGAGCAAAUAGCCAAGAGGCGUAGACUUUCUUCUCUGAGAGCUUCCACAUCUAAAUCCGAAUCAAGCCAGAAGUAAAUGAGGAACUGUGUUCCUGAAAACAUUAAAUAAAACUUUUAUGGUGAGAUGGAACUGUUCACGUUAUUUUUAAAAAAGAGACAAAUGCCCAUUUAAAGUUUAAUGUUAGUAUUCUGUUACCACAUUAAUCGAUGGGUGUGCAAAACAAAUGGCUGUUUGAGGCAUCUCUCCAUAUUGGAGACAGGUGUGGCACUUGUUUUGUUCAUCUUUCUAUAUUAUUGUCUGCCUUUCUUGUGGCAGAAACUUGAAACUAGAAGCCACUGACCCCUCUCCUGCUUUGGAGCCUUUGAAAAACAUUGCUUAAGAACAAAAGAAGUGCAAGAGACUAAUAUCAGACAUUUGUACACUUUUAUUUUUGAUAUAACAUUUAACAAGUGGUUUCUAAAUCACCCAGGGUACCUAUGCAAAAGAGUCAAUAAGAAACAAACUUAUUAACAAAAAUAUUAAGAUACCAGGUAGCUCAAAGCACAGUGAAUUGAUAACAUUCAAAUUCCGAAACCAGUACAUGAUUGUAUUAGUAAUUGAAACCUUCCCACCUUUACCAUGAAAUUAUAAAAUUUGACCUCAAAGCAACUCAUGUCACUUUUAAUGUUAAAGACAAAACAAUCCCUUUUUAUACUUGUACUCCGCAGGAUUCUAGGUGUUUUAAGGUCUGUUUCCCAACCCCCUAACAUGCAGCACAGUCAAUGUGGCAGAAUAGGAACAGAACUGUAGCAAACUCCUCUCCUAGUUUAAUGUAGGGAAUGCUCUAAAACACUAUAAAAGUUGGGUGCAGCCGGUGACCCCUUGAUGCAGGGUUCUUAUUCCUGGCCCCUCUGUGCAUCGGCAGAGCACGUAUAAAGACCCCCUGCUCCCCUUCUUCUCUUUUCCGGACCCCAUGUGUCUGCAAUUACAAGGCAACUGGACACACCUAUGCUGGUCACCGCCGGAAUAUAGAAUGGAGCUUAAAAGGGUUUUCAAAUGUAGCUAAGUAAUUUUUAGUUUCUACCCUGCCACAGGUUGUGGAAAAGCAUAGUAUCUUUUUACAUCUCACAGCUUUUGCGCUGGAAUAAAAAGGAGCUUUAAACUACCCAAAAGUUAAAAUUGCAGGCUGGCUUGCUUUGAUUUAAUUCCCCAAACCAGGUGUAAGCUUUUAGUGUUUUAGAAACAUCCCGUAUUAGUUUAACAGAGAGAGGACCUAAUUUUAUACUGCAUACGUAGCAUUUUACUUGGUUUGGUCAGCACAAAUAACUAACCCUAUGAAUAAUAUGCCUGAAGUCCUAACUGUUCAUCUAUUUCCAUACCUAAAUACAUCUUUUUUUAAAAAAAUGGAUGGGGAAAAUGGAUAUAAAAACAACUAAACUUUGUGGUUAUUCUGCUAGUUUUCAUUAUUCUAUAAAAGAGACUUUAACUGAACAGGGGUUUCAUGACGCUUGCACUAUAAUUAAUUUGCUACCAUUAACUCCCAGUAAUGAUGUAUAGUGGAUAAGCUGCUGAGACAUUUACUUCCAAGACAUUUGCCCCCUUAAAAUUUAACUUCAUGUUAAAGUUAUGCAUGGUUAAGAUGUAUGUUUCAUAGAGCCAAACUGUACACGUGGCACUAGCUUUCCUUAGGCAAACUUAUUUGGGGUGUAAAUUUCAUUGAACUCUAUGGGACUUCUCAGUGAACUUGCAUAGGAUCAGCCAGUAAGUGAUAUAAAUUCUUCAAAAGCCUUGCGCUUCUGAAGGUCCUUUCUACUACCUUAUUACUCAAGCUGCCAUACAUAGUUCUCUUUCCCUAAGCAACCAUCUUUACCUCUUUGUCAGCUGCUUUGAUGGUUUUCUAAAGUGCACUCGCGAUUAACAUGUUAUCAGAAACCAAAUUAAUAGCUUGCAUUAAAAAAACUCGCUUAGACCAAAUUAGCCCCCAAUGAAAUAAAAUUUAUAGAGAACUAUACCACACAGUCCCAGAAUUUACGGACAGUUGAAAGGAAAACGAUGGCACUUUUUAAAAAGCAGAUGACAGCUUUGAUAUGGGUCCAAAAUACGGCAUUUAAAUGCACUAAAUUGAAGCUAGCAUUUGUGUUACUUCACUGGUUAGCUAGAGUAACAUUAGCAGCUCGACCACAUGGGAAGAGUCUAGGCUGCCUUCACUCCAACAUCUGCUUUCAGGAAAUUAGGUUUCUCAAAUUUGCUGGAGUAAUAAUGCAAGAACUUACCGUAUUUUUUGCUCUAUAACACGCACCCGACCAUAACACGCACAUAGUUUUUAGAGGAGGAAAACAAGAAAAAAAAUAUUCUAAAUGAAACAGUGGAUGUAUGAUUUUUGUGGUUCAUGCUGUGGCCACAGACAUGUGAUCUGAUGGUGAAUUUGGGGUGACCCAGUGCAAAAAUCCUGAGGAUCCAUGUGGAUCCGUGCUUUGUAACCAGGCUCUCUGUCCCUCUCUUCUCCCCACUCAGCAACUCUUCUCCCGCUUUGCUGUUUCAAAGCGAGCCACGGAGGAGGGAAGGAAGGGGAACCAUGGAUCCUCUGCUCACGACUGCAGCAGAUGCCCCCGCCAUCCGUAGGCAUUCGCUCCAUAACACGCACAGACAUUUCCCCUUACUUUCUAGGAGGAAAAAAGUGAGUGUUAUGGAGCAAAAAAUACGGUAAGUCUUUGGUGCUUAUCCUCUGUUCUGCAUUAAAACAGAAGUGCAAUGCCAACAGUUCAAACACAGCAAAAGGUUUUUAAAAUGUGACUUGCUUUACCCUAAAUGCUAUUUGUUACAGCAAAAGAAUUACCACUAGCUAAAAUGCCAAUUUUUUUCUGCAUAGUAUCAAUAGCCCAAAUUGUUCCUGCUGAUUUGCAGUAAGAUGUAAUUCAGAAACGGCAAAACUGAAAUGGUAAGAAACAGUCUGCAUAAACAAAACAAGAAAGGUUCCAAGUGCAAUCUUUCAUACAUAACAUUAAUUUAC